AUGCAUACCACACGGUUGGGAUCAAUGACGUCCCCGACGAGAUCAUCAUCAUCAUCAUCAUCACCACUCCUCCUCAGGAGCUUCUUCGUCCUCGUCGUCACCCUCUCCUCUUCGGUGUCAUUCUCGACCGCCCAGUCACAACCAUCCGAUCACACCCUGGUGGGAUGUACCUCGAUCCCAGGUUGUUCGUCCGACACGGGGUGCACGGUCGGCAACGCCACCAACAUUUUCCUGGGUGCCACCACGUUCAACGCCACCUUGCCUCCCUCGUCUCGGUCCGACUCAAACUCCCAAUCGGUCGAGUUGACCUGGACGGUCGGCGCCUUGUCUUCCUCUUCCUCGUCGUCAGCCUCGGAUACUCAGUUCACCAAGAACUUUUACCUCGGGUACCCUCCCACGCUGGACCUGAGCGGUACGAGCGCCUUUGCGGGAUGCGCACUCUUCUUCGAGGGGAUAGCCCGGAGCAUAUCCCUGAACGGCACCGAGUACGGGAGCAUGACGUGCGGCGCGGCCCUCGGUGACGCCUGCGCGAGUGACUUGCUAGACCAGGCCGAGAAGCAGAUCCAGACCUCGAUGCAAGGGGGGAAAGAAGGCGACGACGCUUGUUCAAAACUACAAGACACACUCGAGAGAAAUCCACCUCAAAGUUGUAGGUCGUUGGCGACCGUCACGUGGGGGAGUGUCGUCGCAAAAGAUCUGACCGGCCCAAACGCUCCAUUAUCACCACCACAGACGACGACGACGACGACGACAGCACAAGGUUCGGAAUGUCAUCCUACCUUGGGGGGCAAAAAUUACAACGUGGCACUGAUCGAGUCACAGACCGUUUCAUCCGAGGAGGUUUCGAGUGACCACGCACCGUUCUUCUACUCCAUCACUCCAGUCGUCAGUGUUUUUUAUACCACUGGAUCUACCAGUGCUUCAUCAAACGCAAAGGCGUACAUGUCUUGUCUCAAGGUGGUCGAUGAUAGUGUGUCCGGUGGUGGCUCAUCCAGUGGAAAUGGUCUGUCCACUAGUCAAUCUUCCGAUGCCGCGUCCGGCCGAUCGGGUCGAUCGAGUUCGGUGAUGUGGUCGUUGUCGUUUAAUUUCGUCACGACAAGUCUGGUGGUUGUUUUGUCUGGACUGGUAUGAUGGCAGCAACUGAAUGAAUGGGGGUUUUGAUUCAUCUACACUAUUUUCUCUCUCUCUCUCUCUCUCUACCUUGCUGUCUUUGCACGAUUUUCACAUCUCACAUCACAACUUUUGACACUGAUACUCUGUCAUUGACGACGAAAUCAAUUUGUACCCCACGACAUGAACGUUCUCGGUUGAC
This is a messenger RNA of Exophiala oligosperma, 1312 nucleotides long. RefSeq lists its product as uncharacterized. The transcript has 2 exons. Lineage: Eukaryota; Fungi; Ascomycota; Eurotiomycetes; Chaetothyriales; Herpotrichiellaceae. Bases 1 to 1131 code for a protein of 376 amino acids. The record is from RefSeq and is a predicted model, not a curated record.